GAUAAGUCUCCCUCUCACCAACCCCACAAAACACGAAUUUCCUACACGUCACCCACCAACCGGUCCGCCCCAUUGGAUAAGGAUCUUUCCUCGUUCUCCCCUUCACUUUUCCCUCUAUAUUUAAACAGUCCCUCCCUCUGAAUUUCUUCUAUUCCAAUUCCAUUAUCAACCAAAAACCUUCUUUCUUUUUCUCUGCCAAUCGUUUUAUACCGAAUCUCAUAUUUGGAUUUGGAGCUUUCUUGGCUUAGAACAAGGUUUCGAGCUUUGGGUUGUUUUGGCUUUCAAGAUUUGAGUUUUGGGUUGACUUUUUUUUCUGAUUAUGGCGAGUGCUAUCGGGAUGAUUGGUGGGAACGGCUCUUUUUCAUGGAUGCAAGUCAGGGGCAAGGGAAAGGAGAAGACUGUGAACAGAGUUAGAUUUUGCUGUUCUGCUUCUUCUGUUAUAGAUCCGUACAAAACUCUCAGGAUCCAACCUGGUGCAUCUGAAUCUGAGGUCAAAAAGGCCUUCAGGCAACUUGCCCUUCGGUAUCAUCCGGACGUUUGCAGAGGAAGCAGUUGUGGGGUUCGGUUUCAAACGAUCUAUGAAGCUUAUGAAAUUGUGAUGAGUAAUUUGAGAGGCAAGUCGAAGGAGUCCCAAAUGUUUGAGGCAUAUCAUGAUCAAGGAAUCGAGAAGACAAUGAAGUACGCAGAUGGGGAGUUGUGGGAAGAAUGGAUGGGAUGGGAAGGAGCUGGAAUUCGUGACUACUCAUCCCAUAUUAAUCCUUACAUUUGAACAAAACUGUAUAUUUAGAACCAAAAAUGGUGGUUGUACCUUUGUAUAUAUAAAAUGAUUGUGGGACGAGUUAUUUUUCUUUGUAUGUAUGUGGCUUAAGCUGAGAACAAUUUAUUGAUGCUUCAAUUGAUGCUUC
Molecule: messenger RNA, 905 nt
Organism: Durio zibethinus
Lineage: Eukaryota; Viridiplantae; Streptophyta; Magnoliopsida; Malvales; Malvaceae
Product: chaperone protein dnaJ 8, chloroplastic-like
Source: RefSeq, a predicted model, not a curated record